Messenger RNA from Botrytis cinerea B05.10, 954 nucleotides. RefSeq names its product Bctrx1 (gene Bctrx1). Lineage: Eukaryota; Fungi; Ascomycota; Leotiomycetes; Helotiales; Sclerotiniaceae. The transcript is spliced from 3 exons. The record is from RefSeq and is a predicted model, not a curated record. The coding region runs from base 340 to 765 and encodes 141 amino acids.
GCCCGAAACAACAAUAUUCUAGAAAGCAUGGAAGAUUCUUUGGAAUCACUCACACACACUCCAAGCACCCUUCAGCCAAUCAUAUCUCAUAAUCAUCCGAACAAGGAUAGAGAGUCUAGCCCAUCUCUGCUUACACAAGCACGAUUUCGUCAUUUGUCGCCUGGAUUACAAGGCAUGAUUCACAAUUACCCCUCUUAGAAAGCAAUCGGCAUUAGAAAGCAUCGUUUCUCUAAACCAAUCUACACGUCUUCCGCAAACUUCCCACCUUCUCUUCCUGUCAGCCUCAACAACCCUUCCAAAACAUACAAAUACUCUUCAGAUCUCUGCAAGAGUUUUCAUAUGUCAUUCUUCACUCGAUCUCUUCAACGAUUACCAAAACCAAACAAUCGCGUCGUCUUUCAAUCUAUCAACAAAAGAGCUUUUCAUCAAUCUAUCGCAAAUAUGGGUGUUCACAAUAUUGCCAAUGCAACUGACUUCAAGUCUGCUCUUACCGACAACAAAGUCGUAGUUCUCGACGCCUUUGCAACAUGGUGUGGCCCUUGCAAAGCCAUCGCUCCUAAAGUUUCUCAACUCUCGGAAGCCUACCCCGCCGCCCACUUCAUUAAAAUCGAUGUCGAUGAAUUGCCAGAGGUAGCACAAGAGCUUGGUAUUAGAGCCAUGCCUACCUUUGUGAUCUUCAAGGGAGAGGAAAAGUUCGCAGAGGUUGUAGGUGCCAAUCCUGCAGCGUUGGAAGACGCUAUCAGUAAGGCUGUGGAGGAGUUGUAGGGGGCGUUUUUGAUGAUUGAGGAGUAAGGGAAUGGUGAUAGAGGUUUCAAAGGAAGAUUAUACACAUGAAUAGAGCCGAGUGACCAAGGAGAAGAGACCGUAUGGGUUAUUUGGGAUUUGGUCCGUGGAGGUUAGGAAAUGAACGCAUGAAAUGAUAGUUUCGAAAUACGUGAUUUUGGUUUAUGAUUC